GUUACAACCUCAUUUCAUAUCACCUAUCUUUUACCAUAGAGAACAUCAUCAACGGCGUUCAAUAUGUCAUAUCUGUCAUUUUAAUUUUAUUGUCAACAUAUGAAUAAACUAUUCUAUAAAUCUUAAUGAAUAUGUAAUUUAUAUCAGUGGCGACGAGGAUUAAAACAAAACUCGUUACAAAAUGAACAGCGAACAAUUUGACAAGUUUCUUACAUUGCAAGCUACACAACAGAAGCAAAUUUCAGACAUAUUACAAUUGUUGCUAUCGCAACAGCAAAACGCAACUGCCGCGGCUCCUACACCAACAACGACAAACGGCACGGAGUCACCUAGUUUUUCGAAUACUAACGGUAACAGAAACAAUGUUUACAACGGUUUUAAGAGCGACAAAUUCAAUCCAGACGAUACCGCGGUUGAAAAAUUUAUUGACUAUUUCGAAACAAAAUGCAAACUUUGGGGCGAGGAUGCACGCAACAUACAGAAGGAACUAUUUUUCACCUGCCUCUCACCGGAGAUCUUUCACGAAAUAAAGGUUGCACUUACACCACACUUUGAAGACAGUACAUACGCGGAUGUACGAAAUAAACUAAUGGACCUAUUUAGAAUAAAACGCACAAGAUAUAGAGCAUUAACGGACUUUUGGAACUGCAUACGUAAAGAAAAUGAAUCUAUGGAACAUUACGCUAACAGGCUGAAAGAAAUAAGCAAAGAUUGUGGCUAUAGCGAUGAUCUACUAGAGCGACAGUUACGUGACCGAUUUGCAACCGGGCUAAACCACGAACAAUUACAGAUCGAUCUUAAACAAAAAUGGCCUGAUCUACAAGACAUUCAAGAAGGUAAGAUGAAAGAAGUGACUUUCUCUCAGAUUUUUAGCGUUGCUCAAUCUCGGGAACGAGCAGAAGGCGAUACAGACACACAGGCCAAUGUCAAUAAGAUUAAAAGAAACUCCAAAUCUUACCAGAACACAUCACCGCGCAAAUUACGGACCCAUCAAUGUUUGAGAUGCGGUGAGCCCGAAAGACACCCAUUAAACCAAUGUACUGCCAAAACACAUACAUGCAAACAGUGCAACACACCAGGCCAUUUCGAGGACUGCUGCAUCAAAUCAGGUAAAGCAUGCUUACCUAAUCGAAACUAUAAACAAACAACAUUUACCAAAAGAAACAAGCUGCACAAACUUAAGCAUGACAGGAGUAGCAGCCACUCGUCUCAAUCUUCCUACUCAGACGUCAGCGGAGAUGAAACGGACAUCGUCUGUCAAAUAAGUAAAACGAACAGCAAGGACAGCAAAAAAAUUGAUGUUUUCAUUAACGACAUUCCUUGCACGAUGGACUGGGAUCCCGGUUCUCUCUAUUCGAUCAUUAGUACGCAAUUCUGGGUGCGUAUCGGAACUCCUUCCCUCAUAAAGGCUCCCAGCUUGCGCGCAUAUGGAAAUACAAGACUCAAACCAAAGGGUCUAACAAACGUUAGCGUACGCAUUCAAAAUGAGGAAAGACUACUUCCUGUUGUUGUCAUGAAGUCAGCAGACCCUAUGUUGUUCGGCCUUCAAUGGAGCGAAAUGUUCCAGAUGGAUUUUCCAAAACCAGUCUACUCGAUCAAGAAAACUCGACAGGAAGCCAUUACACUAAAACAAAUUCUGGACAAGCAUACAACACUCUUCGACGGAAAACUUGGAAAAGUAAAAGAUUAUCAAGUAAACAUACACAUCAAGCCCGAUGCACAACCGAAACACAUCACAGCCAGAUCAAUUAAAUUCUCAAUGAAGAAAAACAUAGAAGUUGAACUGGAUCGUUUGGUUGAAGAAGGAAUUAUAACCAAAGUAGACCCAAAUAUGACUCCGAUCCAGUGGGCAACACCGACAGUUAACGUGGUGAAAACCAAUGGCCAGAUCAGAAUCUGUGGUGAUUUCCGCAGCACACUCAACCCUGUUCUGAUAACACACGCACACCCUGUUCCUUUGUUUGAUCAACUACGCCAGAGUCUAGCGGAGGGUGAAAAAUUUUCAAAAAUUGACCUAAAAGAUGCGUACCUACAAUUUGAAAUUGAGCCCGAAUCUAAACAGUUCUUGACAAUAUCGACACACAAAGGAUACUACACCUACAACCGAAUGCCAUUUGGCAUUUCCACGGCCCCAUCAAUAUUCCAACAUUAUCUUGACAAGCUUCUGGAGGGAUUGCCAAAUGUAGCAGUCUACUUUGAUGACAUUGCAGUUACAGGAAAAAACGACAAAGACCACCUUGAAACACUACGUACCGUAUUUGAAAGACUGGAACAAGCUGGAUUAAAAGUCAAUUUAAAGAAAUGUACCUUUUUACAACCAGAAGUAGAAUAUCUUGGGCACACAAUUGACAAAAAUGGAGUACGCCCUACAAAAUCAAAGAUAGAAGCUAUCAGCAAAUCUUCCCCACCAACUAAUGCCAAGGAGCUACGAUCAUUCCUUGGAUUAGUCAACUUUUAUGAGCGAUUUAUACCACACUUACACAGUGUAUGCGCCGAUCUUCACACACUAACAGGGAACAGAAUGAAAUGGCAAUGGACCAACAAGGAAGCUGAGGCUUUUAAACGUGCUAAAUUAAUGAUUGUUCAUUCUAAAUCACUUGUAGCUUUCAAUGAUAAGUGCCCACUUUACCUAGCCUGUGAUGCUUCAGAGAAGGGCGUGGGCGCAGUGCUUUUUCACAUGAGGAAUAAUAUUGAACAACCAAUUGCUUUCGCAUCACGAAAACUCCGACCAGCAGAGUCAAAAUAUUCUGUCAUAGACCGCGAAGCUCUCGCAAUAUUUUUUGGGAUUAGAAAAUUUGACCAAUAUCUUCGUGGCACUAAAUUUACAUUAGUCACGGAUCAUAAGCCCCUGAUACACAUUUUGGGAUCUCAACGAAACUUACCCAAACUCGCCAACAAUCGCCUAGUACGAUGGGCUUUAAUAAUUGGUAGUUAUGAUUACGACAUUAAGUAUACAAAAGGUUGCAACAAUCUCAUCGCAGACUAUUUAUCCAGGAUGCCCAAUCCAGAGGAAUUACCUUCCAAGUCUGAACUCAAGGUCCACAAAAUUGUAGCGCGACUGCAAACUGAUAGCAUUGGCGAUCUUGCAUUAUCUGAAACCGUUAUACGAGAUGAAACGCGAAAAGAUACUACGCUUAAACGAAUAACUAACCUUAUAAAAACUGGUUGGCGUGAGCAUCAAUACUCAAACGAUGUAAAACCAUACGCCCGGAAGCGCGAUGAGUUGUCACUAGAAAACAAAAUAAUCAUGUGGCAAGGCCGUAUUAUUGUUCCUGACACUCUGAGGAAACCGACCCUAAAAUAUCUGCAUCUUGGGCACCCAGGCAUUUCAGCAAUGAGAGCACUGGCACGUUUUUACGUUUGGUGGCCAACUAUAGAGGAAGAUAUAGACACACAUGUAAAGACUUGCCACAAAUGCCAGGAAAAUAGGCCUAAUACUUCAGAUCUACCAAUCUUCUCAUGGUCCAUGCCAGACCAAGCCUGGGAAAGGAUUCACGUCGACUUUGCCGGACCAUUCGAAGGUUCAUAUUGGUUGGUUUUGUCAGAUGCUUUUUCCAAAUGGAUUGAAAUCAAGCCGAUGACCAAAAUAACGACAACCAAACUAUGUGAUGAACUGGAUACAAUUUUCACUACCUUUGGUCUACCCCAAUUUUUAGUGUCUGACAAUGGCCCCCAAUUCAUUUCUAAAGAAUUCCAGAAUUACUGUGAAAAAAACGGAAUUAAACAUAUCAAAUCGUCACCUUAUCAUCCGCGGACGAAUGGAUUAGCCGAAAGGCUUGUGAGGACUUUCAAGACCAGAAUGUCGUCAAGCACAAAAUGCCUCAAGAAACGUUUAGAACAUUUCCUUUUCGCUUAUCGCAUCACACCCCAUAGCACAACUGGCAAAGCGCCGGGCCAGCUAAUGUUUGGAAGACAACUAAAUUGUCUCCUUGACAAUGCCAGACCAAGUGCUAAACGUUCAUUACAGUAUAGACAAAUACAAGCGAAUGUUAACUCCGCUGACCAGACUCCAAACUAUAGACCGGGUGAUGCUGUGUAUGUGCGAAGCAGGGAACAACCGCGAUGGGAGCCUGCCACGGUCUCUCGACGCACACAUCGAUAUUCUUAUGUUAUUAACACUCCAGUUGGGGUGGAGAGGAGGUAUCACGCAGAUCACAUACGACCCCGUCUCCCUGACCUAGAAGAAAGCCCAGCUGAGAGAACUCCUAUGGUACCAGUUACAUCGUCAACACCAGUAUUGCAAGCCAAUGGAUCGACAGUGCCAUGCCCAGGGUCAGAAGCUGGAGCGAAAUCUCUUGGAGAAGUUGCCCCAGUUUGCUCUCCUCAGAAUGAGGCCAGUACGGCCACAGCCGCUACACCUAUGGCACCGCGUCGAAGCCGGCGUACCAUUAAACCACCUCGUCGACUAAUUGAUGAGAUGGACGUUUAAAUCUUUAGGGCGAACGAAUGUUACAACCUCAUUUCAUAUCACCUAUCUUUUACCAUAGAGAACAUCAUCAACGGCGUUCAAUAUGUCAUAUCUGUCAUUUUAAUUUUAUUGUCAACAUAUGAAUAAACUAUUCUAUAAAUCUUAAUGAAUAUGUAAUUUAUAUC
Messenger RNA from Cydia pomonella (codling moth), 4593 nucleotides. RefSeq lists its product as uncharacterized. Gene Ontology annotation, molecular function: nucleic acid binding. The coding region runs from base 182 to 4429 and encodes 1415 amino acids. Gene Ontology annotation, biological process: DNA integration. The record is from RefSeq and is a predicted model, not a curated record. The transcript has a single exon. Lineage: Eukaryota; Metazoa; Arthropoda; Insecta; Lepidoptera; Tortricidae.